ACUUUCAAAUGUGACAAUAUCAAAAUCUUCAGAUUUUGCAGCUGGGGCCAAUUUAAAGCUAAAGCAACCCCAUGUGCUAACGAAGCCGCCCAGAUUCAAGAUUCCAGAAGAAAGAAGAAAUAACCCAUUAAAUGUUUCAUCAAAUGGUGGGUUUCUGAGAAAUUAGUGGCCUCCUCGUUGGGAUUCUGAACCGCUUGAACGAGGUUGGAGAAGGAGAAGAUGACAAAAGGAAACGAUGGGAAUGGGAUCCCAGAGGAAGAUUUUGAAUCAAACUUCGACAAAAAUGGGGAGGAGAAUGAUAGCCCAAUUGAGGAAGUGAGGCUCACAGUGCCACCAACAGAUGACCCAUUAGAGCUAGCCUUGACAUUCAGGACAUGGGUUCUUGGGCUAACAUCUUGCUGUCUUUUGGCUUUUGUGAACCAAUUCUUUGGUUUUCGCCAGAAUCAGCUGUAUGUUUCUUCAGUUUCUGCACAGAUUCUUGUUCUUCCUCUUGGAAAGUUGAUGGCUGCAACAUUUCCAGCUACCCCACUUCGAAUUCCACUCACUAAGUGGUCAUUUUCGAUGAAUCCUGGGCCGUUUACUCUCAAAGAACAUGUUUUGAUCACCAUUUUCGCCAAUUCUGGAUCGAAUAGUGUUUAUGCUUUGAAUAUCGUCACGAUUGUUAAGGCGUUUUACCAUAGAAAUCUUCAUCCUCUUGCAGCCAUGUUGCUGUCCCAAACGACUCAGAUGCUAGGCUACGGAUGGGCUGGAUUGUUCAGAAGAUUCCUAGUUGACUCCCCUUACAUGUGGUGGCCUGCAAAUCUAGUUCAAGUCUCUCUAUUCAGGGCAUUACAUGAAAAAGACAAGAGACCAAGAGGAGGACACACAAGGCUACAAUUCUUCUUCAUGGUUUUCAUAUCAAGUUUUGCUUACUACGUCGUCCCGAGCUACCUCUUCCCUUCAAUAUCAUGCAUCUCAUUUGUUUGUUUGAUAUGGCGAAACUCCGUCACAGCCCAACAGAUCGGUUCCGGCCUUCGUGGCCUUGGCAUUGGCUCAUUCGGGAUCGACUGGUCGACCGUUGCUGGCUUCCUCGGAAGCCCUCUAGCCACACCUGGUUUCGCCAUCGUCAACAUCUUGAUUGGUUUCGUCAUGGUCGUUUAUGUACUAAACCCCAUUGUUUACUGGUUUAAUCUUUAUGAAGCUAAGCGAUUCCCGAUGAUUUCAGCUCAUACUUUCGACUUCACUGGAAGAACUUACAAUAUUUCUCGGAUUCUUAAUGCCAAAACGUUUGAUAUAGAUCAAGCAAACUAUGAUGGCUAUAGCAAACUCUAUGUCAGUGCCUUCUUUGCUUUUAACUAUGGGUUGAGUUUUGCCAUUUUGACAGCAACUAUCUCGCAUGUUGCUCUUUUUCAUGGAAAAACAAUCUGGCAGAUGUGGAUAAAGACAGCAAGUGCAGCUGGGGAUCAGCUGGGAGAUGUGCAUACUAGACUGAUGAAGAAGAAUUACAAGCAAGUUCCUCAGUGGUGGUUCUAUGUCGUGUUGAUAAUAAUGAUGGCGUUUGCGUUGUAUGCUUGUGAAGGCUUUGAUAAACAGCUCCAACUUCCUUGGUGGGGGAUUUUAUUAGCUUGUGGGAUUGCUCUGUUCUUCACCUUACCCAUUGGGAUCAUUCAAGCUACUACCAAUGUGCAACCAGGGCUUAACGUGGUUACCGAGCUGAUUAUUGGGUAUAUUUAUCCCGGGAGGCCGCUAGCUAACGUGACGUUCAAGACGUAUGGAUAUAUCAGUAUGUCACAAGCUCUGAUGUUUCUUAGUGACUUCAAACUAGGUCACUAUAUGAAGAUUCCCCCGAGAUCAAUGUUCCUAGUUCAGUUAGUUGGAACAGUAGUUGCUUCAAGUGUCUACUUCGGCACGGCCUGGUGGCUUCUUACAACCGUCGACCACAUCUGCGACCCAGCCUUGCUUCCCGAAGGAAGUCCAUGGACAUGCCCGGGUGACGACGUGUUCUACAACGCAUCCAUCAUAUGGGGAGUCGUCGGGCCACUCCGAAUGUUCGGAAAGCUAGGCAUUUACCCACAGAUGAACUGGUUCUUCCUUGUCGGCUUACUUGCUCCUGUUCCUGUCUGGUGGCUAUCCCGCAAGUUUCCCGACCAAAAGUGGAUUAGGCUUAUAAACAUGCCCAUCAUCUUUGGAGGUGGCUUGGGCAUUCCACCAGCUAGAGCAGUGAACUACCUGACAUGGGGGGCUGUCGGGAUUUUCUUUAACUUCUAUGUCUACAGGAAGUACAAGGGAUGGUGGGCUAGGCAUAACUAUAUCUUGUCAGCUGCUUUGGAUGCUGGGGUUGCUUUCAUGGGGGUUCUUAUCUAUUUCACCCUUCAAUCGAAGGAUAUAAUUGGUCCGAACUGGUGGGGGCUCGACAGCACGGACCGUUGUCCGUUGGCCACGUGUCCUACUGCACCCGGGAUCGUGGUUAAAGGGUGCCCUGUUCAUUGAAGUUCUGUCCGUAAUAGAAGGUGUGAGUGUCUGUAGUGUGCUGCUGCUAUAUAUGUUGAUAGCAUAUUGUAGGAUUCAUUAGUUUACUAAGAAUCAGCAUUUGUAAUCGCAUCAAGAACGAGAAGCGUUUUUGAAAUAAUGGUAUCGGUUUUUAUCAUGAA
Messenger RNA from Cucurbita moschata (crookneck pumpkin), 2630 nucleotides. RefSeq names its product oligopeptide transporter 1-like. The record is from RefSeq and is a predicted model, not a curated record. Gene Ontology annotation, molecular function: oligopeptide transmembrane transporter activity. Gene Ontology annotation, biological process: transmembrane transport. NCBI's taxonomy places the organism in Eukaryota, Viridiplantae, Streptophyta, Magnoliopsida, Cucurbitales, Cucurbitaceae. Bases 220 to 2469 code for a protein of 749 amino acids. The transcript has 8 exons.